Messenger RNA from Entelurus aequoreus (snake pipefish), 532 nucleotides. RefSeq names its product beta-microseminoprotein-like. Lineage: Eukaryota; Metazoa; Chordata; Actinopteri; Syngnathiformes; Syngnathidae. The transcript has 5 exons. The coding region runs from base 93 to 434 and encodes 113 amino acids. The record is from RefSeq and is a predicted model, not a curated record.
AUUAGAAUCACCUGUGCUCACUGAUUUAAACAGGGCUCCUAACGUUUGGCUGUUUCACUUUGAAGAAGACGUUCACUCCGCUCAUCCAGCUAAUGAGACCUACAGCAACUAUGACUACAUAUCUGUCUGUGGCCUUGCUGCUUUGUGCUCUGUUGCCAGCAGUGAUUGGACACUGCACCGGAGGGUCACAAACAGCAAAUAGCACACAUUGCCUGGAUGAGACGGACAAUGAGUGGCACCCCAUUGGCACAGCGUGGAGGAACAGUGCCUGCAUGGAUUGCACUUGCAGCAGUUGUUGUUCUGCGUUUAGCAUUCCCCAAAACUUCCCCGAUGAUUGUGUCUCAGUUUUCGACCUAGUGGCCUGUAAAUACAAAGUUCACAAGAAGGAUGACCCAUCAGAAGAAUGUCCCAUUUUUUCUGCGGUUGGAAAGUGAGGGCGAAAAAAAACUACACCCUUUUGUCGACCCUCUUUUUACAUUUGGAACACAAAAUGUAAUGUGCUUACAAAUGGAAAAUAAAACUUACAAUGCCU